AUGCCAAGAGAAGACGUCUCCUUCAAGACUGCAGACCAGACAACCCUGCGGGGGUGGUUAUACAAGCCAUCAAAACCCGUUUCCGGUGCUCUCCCAGCUCUAGUAAUGGCCCAUGGAUUCUCCGCUGUCAAAGAGAUGAUCCUCCCCCGCUUUGCAGAACACUUUUCUACCCAUCUCCCCAUCGCCUGCUUGGUCUACGACCACCGCGGGUUCGGCGACAGCGAUAACCAACCAACCCAGCCUCGACAGGAGAUAAUCCCCGCGCAGCAGAUCAGCGACUAUUCAGACGCGAUUACAUAUCUUCAGACCCGGUCCGACAUUAACGCAGACAGGAUUGGGGUGUGGGGGAGCUCGUAUAGUGGCGGGCACGUCCUGUGCGUGGGUGCCAUAGAUCGGAGAGUCAAGGCUGUCGUUAGCCAGGUGCCUAUGGUUGAUGGAUGGGAAAACUUCCAUCGCUUGGUUCGUCCGGACUUUGUUCCUUUGGUGGAUGAUGUGAUUCAGAAAGAUCGAUUGGGAGUAGCAGCUGGGGAGGCACCACAGCGACUGCCAGUCGUGGAUGAAAACCCACUGGCGCAAUCAGCCCUCCCAUCAGCAGAGAGUUACCAGUUCUUCACAACCCAUGGACGGGGCACGAAAUGGGAGAACUCUGUUACAGUCAAAUCGAUGGAGGCAUUGAGAGGAUAUAUUCCUGCUGCAUAUAUCAAACAUAUCUCUCCAACUCCGCUGUUGAUGGUCGUUCCCGAGAAUGACCAGCUCACCCCAACCGAUUUGGCCUUGAAGGCGUAUGCAGAGGCUAUUGAGCCGAAGUCUCUUCAUAUUUUACCGGGAGGUCAUUUCGAUGUCUAUACUGGCAGUCAAUCUCAACCGGCCCUUGAGGCUGAAACAAACUUCCUCCGCCGCCGUCUCUGCUGA
Messenger RNA from Aspergillus puulaauensis, 912 nucleotides. RefSeq names its product alpha/beta hydrolase. The transcript is spliced from 3 exons. The record is from RefSeq and is a predicted model, not a curated record. Bases 1 to 912 code for a protein of 303 amino acids. Lineage: Eukaryota; Fungi; Ascomycota; Eurotiomycetes; Eurotiales; Aspergillaceae.